AUGCCAAAAGACUUCAACCCACCCCGACCGCAGCGCAAAACGCCCUACCCAGACCGAUCACGCAAACCCAAAUCAAAGCCGCAGCAAGACCGCGGAGAAGAAAAGCAACACCCAUCCGUCAACGAACUCAAGCGUCGCAUUCGAGAUGCUAAGCGUCUUCUCGCAAAACCAGAACUCCCUGCCGAUAAGCGCAUCAUCCAGGAGCGUGCGCUGGGUGGGUAUGAGAAGGAAUUGGCGGAUGAGGAGAGGCGGCGCGAGAGGUCGCGGAUGAUCAAGAAGUAUCAUUUUGUUAGAUUCCUGGACCGCAAAACAGCCACGAAGGAAGUCAACAGACUUACGCGGAAACGAGACGAGCUAGGCAAGGAUAUCGAUAUCGACGAAGGAACAAAGAACAAGAAGCUCGAGAAACUGGAUGCCCGGCUACACACCGCGAAAGUGAACCUGAACUACACGAUCUACUACCCGCUUACGGAGAAGUAUAUUUCGAUCUACGCGGAGAGGAAGAAGGGUGACUCGGGUCAAAAUGAGGACGUUGAUAAGGAGGAGGAGACGGCGCAACCAGAGGAAACUGUGAGCGCCGCGACCGCAGCAGAGAAGAAAGCUAUGCUGCAGACCAUUGAAAAGUGCAUGGAGGACGGAACGCUUGAUCUGCUUCGGGAAGGGAAAUUGAGCUCGAUCGCCGAAAACGAGGCCAGAGCCGGAACUAAGACGGAAACGAAGUCGAAAUCGAAGUCGCAGUCGAAGAAGGACACUGGUGACAAGAAGGCCAGCAACAAGGAGAAGGCAGAGGUCAAGACCAGCAAGCCCGAUGGUCGAAAAGGGAAGAGCGCGAAACACGCUCCAUCGGCACCAGUCGAGGAGAGCGGAGACGAAAGCGACGGCGGUUUCUUCGAGAUGUAA
Aspergillus mulundensis is the source of this 900-nucleotide messenger RNA. RefSeq names its product Efg1 domain-containing protein. The record is from RefSeq and is a predicted model, not a curated record. Gene Ontology annotation, cellular component: preribosome, small subunit precursor; nucleolus. Gene Ontology annotation, biological process: maturation of SSU-rRNA from tricistronic rRNA transcript (SSU-rRNA, 5.8S rRNA, LSU-rRNA). Lineage: Eukaryota; Fungi; Ascomycota; Eurotiomycetes; Eurotiales; Aspergillaceae. The coding region runs from base 1 to 900 and encodes 299 amino acids. The transcript is spliced from 2 exons.